GGCCCUUUGCGUGGACUGCGGUGCACAGCACUCGGACUCCUGCCGGUUGUGUAGAGGAGGUCCUCAAAUAUUUACCCCUCGGCCUUGAGGUGGUGUCUCUGCGACCCGGGUACCUCCACGGAGUCGCCGGGGAAGCCGGAAAGCAGCGGGCCUAAGGCAACACUCCCGCGCGGGGGGGCGGCGAGAUGCCAAACCCCGCCCCCUCAGCCCUGCCUGGCCCGGCCCACGGUGGUCUUCGGUGCGCGCCGCUGCGGAGACUGACGUGAAUCCGCGCGCUUUCUUAUGAGCGUGCGCGCGCCCGAGAGUGUGCGACAACUGCGUCUGCUCUCGCGGGCUAGGAGGUGGGCGACCGACUCUGCGGAACGGGAACCACGGGCAGAAAGAAAAGAAGCGAACAGAGGUCAACAGUGUGGGGAUUCCAAGCAACAGGCUGGAUGUGAUCUUCAAGACAGAAUGGUGCUGGAUUCGGGGGCUCAGGUGUAUGAGCGGGUACCUCCCAGCCCUCCUUCUACCAGUCCCCUGUCCCUGCACCGUAGGCUGAAGCCCUCAGACCGAGAUGGGACACGGCUGUACCCCUGGCCUCAGUCCCUGGCUGCGCCUUUGGCUCUGGCAGUUCCCUCUGUGCUGCAGCUCCAGCCUGAACAGCAGCCUUUCUCAAAGCAGCCCUUGGGCCACCGUGGCCACAUGCGUCGUAGUGAGAGCACCUAUUCUGUAAAUAGUACUGGUCAUCGGGGACGCAGCAGCCAGGGUCGUGCCCCACGUGGACGGGAGCCAGGUGGUGGUACCUUGCGAUCUGCAGCCUCCCUGCCUCACAUUGCUAAGACUCGAAGGAAUGUAGGCAAUGGAAUUGGCAAGAGUCCCUGUAUGUUAGUGGCCCUGAGACCAACCAACAUGGACCACGAACGGGAAAAAUUUUUCCAGUCCCAUUAUACCUACAAUCCACAGUUUGAGUACCAGGAGCCCAUGCCUACGACUGUGCUGGAGAAGUACUGUGAGGCCUCUGGACAGUUCAUUCAUCAGGCAAUUGGCAUCAUUGAGGCUGUUCUGGAGAAGUUUGGUACCUAUGAACACUUUGAGGCUGCCACUGGGGGCCAGCUGCUGACCAAGUGCCAGAUUUGGUCUACUGUGCGCAAAUACAUGCAGAAGGAGGGCUGCGUUGGGGAGAUUGUGGUGCAGCUGAGUGAGGACCUGCUGUCCCAGGCAGUGAUGAUGGUGGAAAACAGCCGACCCACACUGGCCAUCAACCUGACGGGAGCCCGCCAGUACUGGCUGGAGGGCAUGCUGCGGCAUGAGAUAGGCACUCACUACCUUCGAGGCGUGAAUAACGCGCAACAGCCUUGGCACAGCGCUGAGGGCCGGGUGCAGUAUGGGCUACGGCCAGCCAACCCCACUGAGGAGGGCCUAGCCAGCCUGCACAGCGUGCUGUUCCGCAAGCAGCCUUUCCUGUGGCGUGCAGCUCUGCUCUACUACACCAUCCACCGUGCUGCACACAUGUCCUUCCACCAGCUCUUCCAAGACCUGGAGCGCUAUGUGCAAGAUGCUAACGUGCGCUGGGAGUACUGUGUGCGUGCCAAGCGUGGCCAGACAGACACCUCCAAGCCAGGCUGUUUCAGCAAGGACCAGGUGUACCUGGAUGGCAUCCUGCGCAUUCUGCGGCACCGCCAAACCAUCAACUUCCCACUGCUGACCUCUCUGGGCAAGGUCUCCUACGAGGAUGUGGACCAUUUGCGGCCAUAUGGGGUACUGGAUAACACCAGAGUACCCCACUUCAUGCAGGACUUGGAACGCUACCAGCAGCAGCUGGACCACAUCAUGGCUACCAACCGUCUUGAUGAGGCAGAGCUGGGUCGUCUCCUGCCUGACUGAUGUUGGUUAACAGCUACAGGCAAAAGCUCUGGACAGAAACCUCUAGAUCCGCCCCCAGAACAUGAAGCUGUCUGCUCUUUGCUGCCACAGCCUAGAUGUUUCUUGGGGGCAUGGGAGGCCAGGAGCAUCGUGGGAGAAGAGGCAGCAAUAUCAGAAGGUUUUGUCCCUUGCUGGUGUUCCUGAGGCCUGUGGACCAGCAGCAGCAUGUCAGGCAAACUGUUGAAGAAGGGAGACCUGAGAACAAGAUGGACAAGCAUUGAUGGGGAUUUGGGGGGUGGUUUAGGAGUAGAAACUUGCUCUUGCAUGAGAUGGCUUUGGGUAUUGAGUACUCUAGUCUCUCCCUUCUCCACCUGGCCCGUGGUGCUCUUUCAGCAUUCGUGCUGUCUACCUCUCACUGGGUUCUGAUGGCAGUUGGGAUAUCUUCUUCUGGGGUGAUUGCUUGGGCCUGGGGUCCUAGCUUUCAUACAGACUCAGAGGGCCAGGGAUCCGUGGAGUAGAGACCCAGCUGGGCUGGGGUUUGCUUUCCAGUAUUUUGCCUCUCUUACUGGUCAUUUAUUUAUUCAUAUUUAUGUGUUCUACUUCAUGGGGCUGAGAGGAAGUGGUGCAUGAGGGUUAAGCAGAGGGACAGGACACUCCUAAAAGGUACCAGUUGUUCCUAGCCUCACUCAUUACAGACACUCGUAUGCGUGCGCAUCUUCAAGCCUUGUGUGUCCAGCCCAAGAGCUUACCUGUGGUCCUGCCCUCACUUUUCCACUGGCCUCUACUGCUCAUAUCUUUGCUCAGACCCUCAACUGCUCUGUGGGGUAAGUUGGCGUAGCCUGGCAGUACUCCUGAUCAAGCCUAAAGGGCAGGCCCUAGGGCUUGUUGUCCCAACUCUGAGACCCUCCUGGACUGGGAGAGGUAUUGAGCUGACUGUUGUUUCUAGUUUUAUUUCAGAGUCGGCUUUGUGAGGUUGACUCAGUCCUGUUCCCUCCCUGGGCCUUAAUUUUCUCAUUGGUAAGACUCAGAAAAGUAGCAGGAAAGUUCUUACUUGUUUAGUCUAUGUAUGUGUAUAGAGCGCCUUGUGUGUACCAGUUUCUGGUUAGAGCCCUUACUGAGCUUCCAGUUCAGAGGGAAGCCAGGCAAUUAAAAGAGCAGUCACAACAA
This is a messenger RNA of Cavia porcellus (domestic guinea pig), 3012 nucleotides long. It is a transcript of the gene Matcap1, whose product is annotated as microtubule associated tyrosine carboxypeptidase 1. NCBI's taxonomy places the organism in Eukaryota, Metazoa, Chordata, Mammalia, Rodentia, Caviidae. The record is from RefSeq and is a predicted model, not a curated record. The coding region runs from base 283 to 1866 and encodes 527 amino acids. The transcript has 7 exons.